Molecule: messenger RNA, 11943 nt
Organism: Candoia aspera
Lineage: Eukaryota; Metazoa; Chordata; Lepidosauria; Squamata; Candoiidae
Gene: MASP1
Product: MBL associated serine protease 1
Exons: 9
Coding region: 207-1358 (383 amino acids)
Biological process (GO): complement activation, lectin pathway; proteolysis
Cellular component (GO): extracellular region
Molecular function (GO): serine-type endopeptidase activity; calcium ion binding
Source: RefSeq, a predicted model, not a curated record
GGAAAUGCUAGAACCCCAGACACACUCCCUCGCACACAGACACACGCACACUCCCUUUCUCUCGCUCUCCUUCUCACUCCAAGCCCGGGAACAAAGAUCCGGCAGCCGGCUGAACGUUUGCGAGCGCGCACGCCCCGGUUAGCAGCCCGCCCCGCCUCGGGAGGCGUCGGAGCACGCUGAAGAUAGGGGGAUCCCCGGGAAAAAGCAUGAGGUGCCUGCUGAUUUGGUGCCUUUGUGCCACGCAGCUGCUCGGAGCAGACGCCAUCCAGUUGAGCGACACGUUUGGAGAGAUCCUCUCCCCCGGCUUUCCGGACUCUUACCCCAGCGAUUCAGAAGUGACGUGGAAUAUAUCGGUGCCGGGUGGGUUUCGCGUGAGACUCUACUUCAUGCAUUUUGACCUGGAGCCAUCCUACCUUUGCGAAUACGACUACGUGAAGGUCGAGUCCGAGGACCAGGUCUUGGCUACGUUCUGUGGGAAAGAGGACAGAGAUCCGGAACAGACCCCAGGGCAGGAGCCCAUCACAUCUCCAGGGUCAUAUCUGAGCCUCACUUUCCGAUCCGACUUCUCCAAUGAGGAGCGCUUCACAGGGUUUGAUGCCCAUUACGCAGCUGUGGACAUCGAUGAGUGCUUGGAGAGGAGCGACGAGGAACUGGCCUGCGACCAUCACUGCCACAACUACAUCGGGGGCUACUACUGUUCCUGCCGCUUUGGCUAUCUUCUCCACUCGGACAACAGGACCUGCAAAGUGGAAUGCAGCAACAACCUCUUCACCCAGAGAAGUGGAGUGAUCCACAGCCCAGAUUUCCCCAACUCCUAUCCUAAAAGCUCCGACUGUAUGUACCGCAUUGAGUUGGAAGAAGGAUUUUUCAUUACUCUCCAGUUUGAUGAGAAUUUCGACAUCGAAGAUCACCCAGAGGUCACCUGCCCCUAUGAUUACAUAAAGAUCAAAGCUGGAUUAAAAGAACUUGGGCCUUUUUGUGGAGAAAGACCGCCAGGACGGAUUGAAACCCAGAGCAACCACAUUCAUAUCCUGUUCCACAGCGAUAAUUCGGGAGAGAACGGAGGGUGGAAGUUAACAUACACGACAACAGGGGAUCCGUGUCCUCUUCUGGAGCCUCCCAUCAAUGGAAAACUGGAACCCUCUCAGGCCACAUACACUUUCAAGGACCAAGUGGUGAUCAGCUGCAACACAGGAUACACCGUCGUGAAGGACGAUGUGGAGAGUGAAACGUUCCAGAUGGAGUGCAUGAAGGACGGCGUCUGGAGCAGCCGUGUCCCAGUCUGUAAAAUGGCCGAAACUGAACCCACCGAGAACUGGAUAUCGCUAAACAAGGACUCGGAUUCCACAGCAGCAUAACCCAGAAGUCCGGCACAUGAGCCCAUAAAGGAGGAUGUGGCCCGAGCCCCUUAGCCUCCCUGUUGGGGGGAAUGUUGCAGUUUCAUCGGCGGUCACAUGCCCCGUCCUCUCAUGAUUUCCGUAGCAGCCCUGGUGGUCUUUCUGCCGCUGUACUGAGGAGGGGCUCCCUUAAACUCUUCCUGCCCAGCCAGCCAAGCUCGUAACUCCAGGAUUGGUAAGAGGGAAAUCGGAACAUAACCUUCUGGGCAUAGCAUGCGACAAAACACUUCUCGCUGGAAGGAAUCCAUCCCUUGGUCAUAGCUGGGGCACCUUCUCUUAGUGGCCUCUUUUGCUACACUCCCUCCCUGUAUCCAUGGGAAUGAAAAUGAUUUUUGCAAGAAUUGGACUAACGGCUUUUUUCUUGGUGGUGGGAACGGCAGAGCAUUUUUCCCAACUCUGUAUUAAUUCUUUUCUGCUGCUUCUCUUGACGCUGACGUGGAAGUUUGGGGGGUGGGGGCGGGGGCUUUUUCUGAAUGCACAUGCUCUCCAUUACUCCAAGACAUGAGGAACCUGGAGCUUUGGGUGAAGAGUAGCCCUGCAGAGAUGGAAAAGGGGCCCAGAUCCAUGUGGAGAAAGAUUUCUGACUUCCUUUCAUCCCUUACGUUGCUCCCAAACCUGCAAAUCCUAGCACCCCAUCAGGAGCGUUGGGGAGGGAUCAAAAACGGUCAAGAUGGUUGCAAUCCAUCCAGCUGAAGCCUAGCCUUGCCUUUUUCUUCACAUAUGCCCCACGUGCACGCAUGCAUAGAUACCCAUCUGUAGCUGCACCCAUGGGAGAAUCAGUAUCUCCAAGAUGGUGGGCGUGAGGCCAUGGCCCAACCCCACCCUUCUGUACAUCCAUGCCGAUUUGGUUGGAAUGAAGCUCACAAGAGUGUUUCAAGGCAUAAGUGGUCUUGCUCAGCUCAGAGAUGGUCCAUUAUGACCUACCAAGAAGGGGGGGGGGAAUCCGCUUUUCCUGUCUAUCGAAAAUGUAUUUAUUUAUUCGGAUAGGACUCCUAGAUCAAUUGACUCUGGGCAAUACUUAAGCCUUCAGAAUGGUAUCUCCAUGCAUUCAAACAAGCCACACUCUGUAGGAAAACAUCAGAAACCGUAAGAAGAAAACAGGGGUACCACCAAGUUGUACUUCAGGACCCACCCAGCCCUGAAAUGAAAUUGUUGGGGCCCUUCUGGAUUGCAAGGGUAGAAGUCACGCAUCCUUCUGCAGGGAAGGUUCCCACAACCAACAAAGUUCGUCUCCUGGUCCAGCUUUCCGUGGCCUCUUAGGGGCAGGACCCAGAGCAGACCCACCCCCAAAGGUGAAACCAAACAGGCAGAACCAAGGUUGUCUGCAAGGUGGGGGUCAAAAAAGUCAAGAUGGUGGCCACAACAGGGUUGGAGCGCUUCGUGGAAGCCCUGGGGAUCCCUGGCUCGUAGCCUUGAUGGCGUGGGAGUGCCCCUGAAGGCCAUCUGCUGGGAGACCGGUCGCCUUCCUCGGGCAGUUGGUGGGCCACUGGGAGAACAGGCUGCUGGGCGAGGUGGGCCAGGGGUCCCAUCCAGAAAAGCACGGCUGAUGUUCUGAUCUACGGUGGAUGGUGGUAAGAAAGGAGAAGUUCUUUCCCGUCCUCUGCCAUCGCUGCCAUUCUGCCCCAACCCACAGUCCUGGAACUUUUGUGCCAGCCCCUGAGACUGGGUAGACCGAAGGCCAUGACAAGACAGAGACAUUUUCUUAGAAAUAAGCCAAGUUAUUUCCUAGAGAUGGAAUGAUGCUGGUGCUUGACUUGGCUUAUAACUUGCUUGGUUUGCCUCUGAGCCAGUCUGAUGUGCCUCAUUCGACUUUCACUGGCCGCUUGAGAACCAUUUUUCUCUGCUGCAAAUCUCCUCUUUCUCUAACAAAAAUCUUUGUUAUUGUUGCUAUAACGAUAAGGCCUGGCUCAUUGCUAGCCUCCAGUGCAACUAAUGAGGUUGGGAAACCCCUGUGAAUGUCGUCCUGUACUCUUACUGAUGUAUUAAUAUUAAAUUGCUUGCGCAGAUGUACAUGAAGGUGUGGAGGUGGGUAGUGAAAUUAACCAAUAUUCUCCUCUAACUUCAUCACUUUCACCAAAGUUAUAGGAGAAGCAUUUGGAUGAUAGGUAAAGGUAAAGGCUUCCCUUGACACUAAGUCCAGUCGUGUCCGACUCUAGGGGGCGGUGCUCAUCACCGUUUCACAGCCGAAGAGCCGGCGUUUGUCCGAAGACGCUUCCUCUGUGGUCAUGUGGCCAGCAUGACUAAACGGAACGCCGUUACCUGCCCGCCGAAGCGGCGCCUAUUAAUCUACUCACAUUUGCAUGUUUUCGAACUGCUAGGUUGGCAGGAGAUGAUACUGAUAAGCAAAUCCAAUCAGUUUCACAAGAAAACAGGGUGGCUGCCUUGACAGAACACAUUUUAUUUAUUUAGAUUUAUGUAUUGUUCAGAUUUCUACCCCGUUGCAAUUCAGAGACUCUCAGCAUCUUUCAUAGACUCUAAAACCAGGCCUAGAGAAACCCAGGUCAAGACUUAUAGAUGUAUUCAUACAACAUGCUGAGCUGGGUUAGUGCUAAUCCUAACUAGAUUUGUGAGUGUGACUGAUGAAGGAGACGGGAAGGGGUGUGCAUAUGCAUAUUUUGUAUGAAUCCAAUCUAUUCAGUUAGUUUAUAAUGUAUUGUGCAAGCCCAGAAAAUGGCUUAAUCCAGUGUUUCUCAACCUUGGCAACGUUAAGCUGUGUGGACUUCAACUCCCAGGAUUCCCCAGCCAGCAGUGCUUAACGUUGCCAAGGUUGAGAAACACUGGAUUAAUUCAUAACCAGGCUAAGUUCGUUGUGUGAACAUAGCCAGCUGAGAUUGGGAAAGGAGGCAGGUAAUGCAAGAAAGGGGAUGAAACAGCUUCCAGGGUGCUCCCCCCCCCCCAACAUUAUGGGAUUCUAUCAAUUAUCCGGAGCAAUGUCGCCCAGUGUCCAGCCAAACUAGGGAUGCAUCUGGGGGAGCAUGUGGUCAGUCUGCUUUUGCUGCUAGUCACCAGGAAUACGUGAUAACCACAGAAGAAGAGGAUCUGAAGGAGCUUUAAAGUACACAGGCAGGUCUCCCUGCUGGUAUCGUCUGCCCCACCCGUGGGGGCUUGGAGGAGUAAGUGCUUUCUAAGGGCCAUCUGCUUGGCCUACUAUGGAAAGCUGUUCCCUGGAAGAAUAAAAUGGGAACUUCUGUGACGGAAACAUGCUGCUUUCUCCUACUAAAUGCCCAUGGCGCAUGAUAACCCAUCUGUUUCCCUUGGCUGUGUGAUUAAUGCAGAAAAAUGUGGAGGUGCUGAUUGCUAUUCGUUUAAUUGUGGAGGUCAUUGCUGAGCAAUCCAGUCCCUCCACAUUUUUCUGCAUUAAUCACGGUGUCCUUAGGGCUCACGGGAGGAAUCCCUGCUACAGGUAGUCCUCGACUUACAACCACAGUCGGGACUGGAACUCCCAUUGCUAAGCAGUCUGGUCGUUAAGUGAGUCGCACCCAAUUUUACGAACUUUUUUGCCACAGUUGUUAAGUGAGCCAUGUGGUUCCCCGUUGACUUUGCUUGUCAGAAGCCGGCUGGGAAGGUCGCAAAUGGCAAUCAUGUGAUCCUGGGAUGCUGUAAUCGUAAAUACGUGCCAUUUGCCAAGCACCUGAAUUUUGAUCACGUGACCACAGGGACACUGCGAUGACAUAAGUGCGAGGACUGGUCACAAGUCACUUUUUUCAGCACUGUCGUAACUCCGAAUGGUCGUUAAACAAAUGGUCAUAAGUCAAGGACUACCUGUACAUUCCUCACUCUCUCUGAUGGUUUCCAUGGUGGCCCUUGGCUGCUGUUUUAUGCUCCCUUCUCCAGGUCUCUGGCCAGGGAACUCUUGUGUUUCAUGCCCACCACUUUCUUCAUCACACAAGCUCAGGAGAUGUCUGGUAAAAUUGCAGAACCAAGGAGUACCACCAAGACAGAAAUAGAAGUACCACCAAGACAGAGGCCACCCCGACAUUAGGUAGAGUGGGGACUUGUAGGUAGAAAAGACUGCCUGUGUCGCCACCAUUUCUCCUGAGCUCCACUAACCCACUCGAGAUCAAGCUCCAUCCAUCCUAUGCGCCACAGCCUUCGAAGUACCUUCAGCAGAUGUCUGUCUCGCUUCCUCUCGAAGCCGCCCAACAGAGGGGAGCCCACCUCCUAUCUCGGUCACUGUUUCCACUUUGAACUGCGGUUACCAUCUGGAGGUUUCCUAGCAUUUGGGUAGAAUCUCUCUUCCUGGAGCUGAAAUUGUACUGGAAGAUUCACCCAAGCCAACAACUGGAGGGGAUGCAAUGGUGGUUUCAUGCUCUUCAGAGCCAGCGGGUUAUAGCAAGCCACUGGUCCCUCUCAUACAAAGGGGCAGAGAAUCAGGGCCACGUGUUGCUAUAGUACCCGUAGAAGAGAGUCUGUAGCUCAGGGUUGAACUGUGGAGUCCUGGGUGCUCUCUGAGCUUGGCACCCCCACACCUUCAUGCACUAGGCUCAGAGAGCACCCAGGACUCCACGUUCCCAUAGUGCCUCCACAGGAAAUCAAUCAAGGACAGCUUGGGCGUGGCUCCCGACCCAACAGACGAUGCCAACUAGGAGUGAGAACUUGCACGACAGCCGAUAAGGCAGCAAGAUCAGGAAGGGCAUCAGGAAUCAUUUGAAAGGGGAGAAGGCACCACAACCUCAUCCUCUGAAAUGCCCAUUGCUGCUUUGAUCUACAGCCAUGUAUGAUCGCUAACUAUCAUGCUGAUAGACCGAGCUGUAUUUCUCAGUGCGAGGGGUAGCGUUAAAAACGUAAUUAAUCCACAUUCUCUACACCAACCUGGAGCAAUUCAGAAUAUAUUGGCUAGGCAGCAAGUACGAUACGCUCAAAACUAAGACAUACUUGAGCAUGAAUGCUAAUCUACAACGUUCUCCCACCAAACCCAUCAUGCUGCAUCCUGCACCCUGAAAUAAGAGCAGAUGGCUCUUAAUCAUCUUCUGUUCAGCAACCCUCCAGGUAUUUGAAGAGGGCAAACUGUGAGUCAUGGUUCCUCAAAGCUAAACACACCCAGCUGGUCCCAUAGCCUUUAUUUCCAGCCCCGCCGCCGCCCCCCCCCCCAAAUCAUCCUUGUGGCCUCGAAUGUUUCUUAAGACCUACAGUCUAGCUCUGGAUACCCCACUCAAGGUGAGUCUAUCCACCAGAGAAUAAAUCAGCACCUGGAAAUUUCAGGAGAAUUCAACUGUUAGUCCAGUGAGCUUCUGCAUGGCUGGUUCGCACAACACACUGAACCAGCUCCGGGAAAGACCUGGCUGCUGCAUUUGUCCAACAUUGUUAGCUAGUUUUAAUCUUGAUUCGUUUUUCACAGCUUAGCACAUUGGGCAGGCCCGGCCUGUUUGUUUAGGGUUCAAUAUGCCCUGCAAACCCAGAAAUUGGAUUCAGGAUGGGUGGAGAGGAUUUCAGUUCUGCUGUGGGGAAUAUGUGUGUGUGUGUGUGUCUAUAAAUUUAUACAGUUUGAUUUUAUUUCAUUUUUAUGCUGCUCAAACAUGCAGUUAUUGCCUUGAAAUUUACUCUGCCAAAAUCUCAGUCGGAUUCACAUUAUUUUGUUCCUUUUAUUUCCCUGGGGAAAUGGGAAAUGUGUGAUAGUAUGCAAAAAAAAAAAAAGUCAACCAACUUCAUUAAAAUAAAACAGGGAUUUAAUUUCCCCAGCCAGUGUGGAUCUUUCAGGGCAGGAAAUGAGAUGGGACCUUUGAACCAAGAAGGGAAUGCCUUAUCUUUUCUCCUCUGUUAACAAACUGUCUUGUUCUGCUUUUCAACAUGAGCAAGGGAGAACAACAAACAAAUGAGUAGCAAGGACCAGGAAAAGCAGGUCAGUUGAUCACGUGGAUUUCAAGGAGAGUGUUUCCAUUGUUCGGGAAGGAUUUAGCUGACCGUUAGCAGCACGGCUGGGCUUGAUAAAUGGUUGCUUCAUGCCCAAAGGCAAGUGGGAAGAGUGGUGUGUGUGUGUGUGUGUGUGCAUGUGUGUGCGAAAGAGUUUAUGGGAAAAGAGGAAAGAGGCCCGUAAAUUGCUGCAUGAAAUCCUUCACCUUUGGACUGGAGUUCCAGCACAUUGCUUGGAAAAGGGGCAAUGGGGAAGACCAUUGUCUGGAAGAGAUUAUCCCUCCAGAAAAUUUUAUUAUUUAUUUAUUUAUUAUUAAUUUUAAUUUGUUAGCCGCCCAACUCCGAACUAAAAUAAAAUAAAAUCUAAAAUAAUCUAACGGAUGACAAAAUCAACAAAACAGAACAAGGGCCAUUGAACAAACAGUAAACAUUAACCCCAGGCCUGGGACCAAAGCCAGGUUUUCAAAGCAUUCUGGAACCCUAGGAGAGAGGGCGCCGUCCUUAUCUCUAUCGUUUUAUUUUAUUUUGUUUUGUUUUAUAUUUUUAUAGUCUGAUCCUAGCUGCAACAGAAUAUUGCAGAUGCUUUUGGUUCCUAAGGGAAGGUUUCCAAUCUAUUGCGCUUCUAAAGGGGGCAUUCGAGUUCCCAACCCCAAUUCCUUAUUUUUCUCUCUCAUUUGACUUUUGCUGGGUUCACACAACAUCCUGAACCUGAAUUAACUCAUAUUCAUUACGCUUCAAAAAUCCUUCUCCAGCUUUAACCCUAAGCACACGUAGCAUAUUAUGGGAAUGCAGCCAAUAAUUCUUGGCUAAAUUGUGGUUGCACAGAUAUAACGAAUGAUUCAUGUUUCGGCAGCAGUAUCUUCUGCCUAAUUCCAUCACGCAAGUGAUCAAGUCAUUAGGAUGAUGUCAUCACUGCUCACCGCCAAUCAGAUUUAGCUAUGGGAUAAUCAAGGAUCAUAUGGUAAAUCAUGUCACACCACAAUGGCUGUUCCCCACAGCACACCUAUCCUGGUUACUGAAUUAACCCAUUUUCUCACUUUGGGCUCUGCAAAGAACUACAAUGCUUAGAUGUGCACAACUCCCUAACCCAUAUGUAGACCCAUGCGUGCACGCGCACACACACACACACACACACACACACGACCUCAUCAAACUUUAGUGCAGUGUUGUGCAAUGUGAAAUCACAGCUGCCAGUUUUUUUAACCGUGUUGGCCUUGGUUCGCAUCAAGUUCUCCCCGUGAAUGUAGGGCGGCGUUUCUCAACCUUGGCAAGUUUAAGAUGGGUGGACUUCAACUCCCAGAAUUCCCCAGCCAGACACGCUAAGCUUGGAUUAGCAAGUUUUGUGAAAAACACCCUGUUUGAUUAGUUGGUGAUUCAAUGGGUUAAUCCAGGAACUGCAUCAGGCGUGUUGUCUGAAUGCAAUACAGGCAAAAAAGGGCUAGAUCCAGUAGGAGCAGAUCGAGCCAACUGUCCAUGCUCCUGAUUCAGAGCUCAGCCUUUGGACUGCGCUGGAGGGCUUUUUUCUGGUAUAUCAAAGCUUUCUGGCAUAAAAUCUCCAAAGCAGAAACAAAGCCCUCAGGAUUGUAUUUUCAACCGUGUGUGGGCAAGCUCCCAGAAUGCUUAGCAGUGGCCACACUGGCUGGGGAAUUCUGGGAGUUGAAGUCCACUCAUCCCAAAGUUUCUCAGGCUGGGCCGUACCUGAGACUUAGGGGAAGAAGGACCAGCUAUUUGUCCUUGAUAAAACAAACCAGCACUGGUGGUACUAAAUGGCUGCCCAAAUGCGACAGUCUUCUGGAAGACUGCCCACCUCUGUACACGCCAGCCCAGCAUCGAGCGCUGUUUCUUUCCUGCUUCUGAAAUUAAUAGACAGCUUUUCGAGCUCUGCAUAACUAUAUAAAUAUUCACAAGCAAACCUGAGAGGUAUUCCUGCUUUUGUUCUUAGGCCUUUCUGCUUAUAUAGGCACUCAAGACAGUUUCCAACAAUGAAACAAGUUAUAAAAUAUAAAAUGCGACCAUCGUAUCACUGCAAUUUACAUCAAGUUAUUAACAUUUGUUUCCUAGGAAAAGGCUUGGGGAAAGAAAGGCUUUUUUGCCAGCUUCCUAAAUAAAGGGCCGAUGAAUUCUCCAGGGAAAGCAGCACAGGGCUGGGGGGCCACCAGGGAGAAGGCCCCGCUCUGCAAACUUCUCCUGUUGAUCUAAAUAACUAGGCGUUUCCUCUUGUUUCAGUUUCCGUAAGCCUGUGUUGUCCUCUUUGUAAACAGCUCUUUUUCAGACGUGACUGCACUAAGAAGGCAUGGGCUGUGUUCACACAACGUGCUAACCGAGGUCAAGUAAAGAGCUGGCAGUUGCAUUAGCACACUAGAUAAAGCUGGGCUUGUUUUAAUUGAUUUGGGUUUCUUUCUGGCUAACAGCAUGCCCUGCAAACCCCACGCGGCAUGUAGAGAGAUGGGCAGUUGAGCCCAUUGGACAAGCUCAGAAAAACGGGUUAAUCCGAUACAUUGGCAGAAGGGGUCUGGAGCCACUUUUUCCAACGCUUAGAUUUUAUUCAAGGCCUCCUGAUUUGGCCUGUGGGCUAACCCAGCUCUCCUCGUACAAUCUCUUCAGGAAUUUGGCUGAGUAGAUGUGUGAAGAUGGCCAUGAAGAAGAGGCAGGACCCACCCCUCAAGCUGCCUACACUUCUGGUCCCAUCUUUUAAUAUCCACCAUUCAGCACAAUAUCUGGGAAUGGGAAUCUAUGUACAGGUAGUCCUCACUUAACAACCACAAUUGGGACCGGAACUUCGGUUGCUAAGCAAAGCGGCCAUGAAGUAAAUCCGACACAAUUUUACGAACUUUUUUGCCGUGGUUGUCAAGCGAAUCACUGCAGGUGCUAAGCAAACCCCGUGGUCGUUAAGUGAAUCACGCAGCUCCCCAUUGAUUUUGCUUGCUAGAAGCUGGCUGAGAAGGUCGAAAAUGGCGAUCACGUGACCAUGGGACGCUGCGACGGUCAUAAAUGCGAACCGGUUGCCAAGCACCCAAAUUGUGGUCAUGCGACCGUGGGGAUGCUGUGAUGGUCGUAAGUGUGAGGACUGGUUGUAAGUCAGUUUUUUCAGCACCUUUGUAAGUCCGAACCAUCACUAAAUGAAUGGUUGUUAAGCGAGGACUACCUGUACAAGCUGCAGUGAAUGUGUGGACAGAUUCCAUGCUAAAUCAACUUCAUUUCUAGCGCUGUGUGUUCAGACAUGCAGGUCACCCUCCCCUGAUGCUUGGUCAUUGCUGGGCAAACAAGCCCGUGUGAACUGAGCCUCAAAUGCCCAAAGACCAAAAUGCAUGUUCUACAUUGUUUUCUUUUCCCUUAUUUCAUUUGUCUGUUCUGAUUCCACUCUCACUGUCUGUUUCAACAGGAGGUGCCAGAGAGUUAAAAAAAACAACAAUGAGCUACGAGAAGAAUGAAUGAAACACUAAAAAAAAAAUGUAUUCCUGUUUUAUUUUCCACAUUAGUAAGGCAGCAUUCCAGUCUGCCCUUAAUGCUCCAGAUUUUAAAAAACAGUUCACAUAAAUUACCUUUAUUUAUAUCCACGACAGCUCAAAACAUGCAGUGUCUUCUUGUAGCAUUUUCUCCAAAUGCAUGCAAUUCUCAACAGAAACCACCGCAAAAUCUUUCAUUUAAUAUGAGUCCAACUGCCCAGAAAGGAAAUCUGGGGCAAGUUUCUUUUCUAUCCCUGAUAGGAGUUUGAAGAAAAGAUGUUCUCUCCUCCAGAACUGCACCAUAACUCAGUACGUGGAUUUCUACCUCAUCCAAAAUUUGGAGGGUUUUUUUUCCCGUAAUGUAAAGACUCCAUGCUUCAAUUUUAACGCAACACAGAACCUCAGUUUUGAUUCAAUCUAUUGUAGCUUAUGGGGUGAUUUAUCCUGUGCUGAUAAAUCUUUUGAUAUUGAUCUUAGCUUAGAGGAAUAUAUUAUCAAAAAUUCAGAAUGUACUAACGAUAUAUUGGAAAACUCUAAUUUUCUUGACGUUUUAAGAGCCCUUGUUGACUCAUUUGUGCUUUCUUCUUUCAUUCAUCUAUCCCUUUUUUUCCUUCUGUAUUGAUUCAAUCAACAUUUUUUAGAAAAAGUUAGAUCAAAAAAAGAAGAAAAAAAGUCACUCCUUUCUCGUUCCAGGGGGCAGCACACAGAAUAAUGGCUUAUUGGUGCAGAAGGCCAAAUUCCAACCAAACAUUAGGAAAAUUCCAUUGCUUUGCAUUAGUCAAGCAGCUACAGGAAAAUAUGCUUUCUGGCCCAAGAACACAUUCCAAAUUGAAUUUCUUUCGGCACAGAGGUAGACGGAAAGGAACAACCGCACUUCCACUAGCAUUACUUAUUUAUUUAUUUUUAUUUAUUAAACUUACAUGCCACGCGAGUCCCAGCAGCUCUGGGCGGUUAGUGGGACUGAUCUUCUCAAGAAGGAUCGGCCCCAGGGACGUCCACGGGGUGCGGUCAAAGAGAUCAAGACGGCGGCUGUGACGGUGCAAUCAAAGAUCGGUCCCAAGGAAAAGGGCAAGGGUGGAGAAACCCUGACUGAUGACUGAGCUGCUUUGAGAAAUAACCCUCUUCCAUCUGUUUGCCUUUCCAGUUGCAGACUGCAAACCGCCCCCAGGACUGUCGCACGGCUUUGUCACCUUCUCCACCCCCCAAAACCUGACCACAUACCAGUCAGAGAUCCAGUAUUUCUGCCAACA